Messenger RNA from Nothoprocta perdicaria, 1325 nucleotides. It is a transcript of the gene CHLSN, whose product is annotated as chromosome unknown C7orf50 homolog. Bases 14 to 553 code for a protein of 179 amino acids. NCBI's taxonomy places the organism in Eukaryota, Metazoa, Chordata, Aves, Tinamiformes, Tinamidae. The record is from RefSeq and is a predicted model, not a curated record. The transcript has 4 exons.
GAAAAACAGAGAAAUGAAGGAAGAGAAAAGAAAAAAGCGAAAGCGGAAAGUGGCCCAAGAGGCACAGGAAGAAUCUGAAACUGAACAGAAGAAAGAAAAACAAGAUCUGAAGGCAACAAAUGAAGAGGAAGAUCUUACUGCAGAGGAAAGACGGAAACUGGAAAGAAAAUUGAAGAAAGAGCGAAAGAAAGAAGAAAAAAAGCUGAUGAGGGAAGCUGGAAUCUCUCCUAAAAAAGAGGUGCCCCAAAAGCCAUCAGGAUCUGAGCUGGCUCUGGCCUAUUUAACUAGCUGGUCUGAGAAACCAGAAGAAUGGAAAUUUCAAAAGACAAGACAAACGUGGCUUCUUUUGCACAUGUAUGACAAGGAGAAGGUUCCAGAUGAGUAUUUCUCCAUCUUACUGGAUUAUCUGCAGGGCCUGAAAGGCAGCGCGCGAGACGUGACCGUGCAGAAAGCUGAAGCCCUCAUGAAAGAACUCGACGAUUCUGAUGCGGAGGCUGCAGGCCUAGAGGAGAAGAGCGAGCGCAUACGCCAGGUUCUGCAACUGCUGUCCUGAGCCUGCUCUUCCUGGUGGAGACGAGGAUAGAGCAUCACAUACGGAUACUAAAAAUUAAUUGCAAAGACAUGUUUUCAUAAAGAAUCUUAAUACUAAAUUUUUAAGCUUUGAACUCUGUAUUUUCUUUUCCAAUUACAGUUGUUUAUCAUGUGCUACAGUGACGUCAAAACCAAACCUCAUCUUUGCAUCAUAGACAUGCUAUUUUGAUUAAGGGUAAUCUUACUAAAUGUCUCGAAAAAUCAGCUGUUUUUUCAUGUUGUUGUUUUUUCUACUUCUCUACGCAAUUACUGUUAAAUGAGAGGAGCUUUGCAGUUUUUACUAAGACUAUAGCAACCGCCCGAAAGGCGGGAGGUUCUUCAGGAAUGGCAGCUUUUGCAGUGAGCACGGUACAGUGCUAGCUCAGCCAGCUGCAAUCUGUCACUUCCAGCUUCAGAAGCAUGUCGUUUGGAUUUGGGAAAGAUCAUUUUCAGGCUGUUGAACACGAGUUGUAUAACGCAGUUGCUUAUUAGUGCUUUAAGUGGUGAUCUGGAGAUACUGUCAGCUGUGUAAGGGUCCUUUUAUAUUAAAGUUUUCAAGAGCUUUAUGGCAAUUGUUUAGGUAUUCAGAUAAUGUACAGCUGAGAAUAGAUGAAACCUUUGGAAAGUAUGUAUUGAAAUCAUGUGAUUGUACCUAAACUGACACUGUGAUGAGAAGCACUGUGUAUAUCCAGCCUCUUGUGUAUAGUCUGCCAAUAUUACAUUUUUGUCUUUCUCUUAUAAUUAUUGUCCUGAAA